This is a messenger RNA of Ochlerotatus camptorhynchus, 5175 nucleotides long. RefSeq names its product phospholipid-transporting ATPase ABCA1-like. Gene Ontology annotation, cellular component: intracellular membrane-bounded organelle; membrane. Gene Ontology annotation, biological process: lipid transport; transmembrane transport. Bases 152 to 5029 code for a protein of 1625 amino acids. Lineage: Eukaryota; Metazoa; Arthropoda; Insecta; Diptera; Culicidae. Gene Ontology annotation, molecular function: ATP binding; ATP hydrolysis activity; ABC-type transporter activity. The transcript has 8 exons. The record is from RefSeq and is a predicted model, not a curated record.
UCUCACGCGACCAGUCAUAACAACAAACCGAAUCGAGUCGUUCGUUCGUUCCGUCCCGUCCGUCGGCUGUCAGUGUGCUAAUCAUUUCGAAAUAGUUUGCCAUUUUAAAACCUACAGCUACAGCUCUAACCAGUGAUAAUCUGCCCCGAAAAUGACAUCCAACUGGGACAAGUUUGUGCUGCUGCUGUGGAAGAACUUCCUGAUCCACAAACGGCACCGUUGGCGGACGUGUUUCGAGAUCGGAUUGCCAAUUUUGGUGUUUUCAGUUGUGCUGCUGUUGCCAUCGCAUCCGCAAACAAGCGGGCCGCAGCGAUACCCAUCGCUCAGUGUGGAUGGGUUGAGCGACAAUGGUGCCAGAAUCCCAAACAGUCUAAAGCGGCUAGCGUACACCCCCAACAACGGAGUAUUCGAAGAAAUCGUUGGCAAAGCUUGCUCUGCGCUUGGGAUACCGACGUGCGAUGGAUUCAACAGCUCCCUUGAAAUGCAAAGGGCCCUAGUCAACGCCAGCUACCUAUGCGGAAUCGAUUUCGGAGAUAAUUCAAAAAGCAUAUCAAAACUAUCCAAUGCUACAACCUUCAAAUUGCGCUUUCCGGCCGAGCUCCGAUUCCCAUCGCAGGGUCAGCCGUUGAACGACUGGAACACGAAUAACCUGGCGACUACAUUCUCCGUUUCCAAUAUCGCCCCCCUGAUAGCCGAUGGAGGACCUCCGAGCUACUGGGAGGAACAAUUUCUCGCCGUCCAAACAGCCGUAUCACGAGCCUUGAUCGGCAAACUUGCCCCGGAAGCGAAUUUACCACCGUCCAUGAACAUUCAGCGACUCCCCUAUCCAACCACGGUAGACGAUGACCUGUUCGCAAUUUUGCCUAUCGUGUUGCCCCUAUGGCUCCGCCUCGUCUUUUUCUACUUCUUUAUCAACACCGUCAAGUACAUUGCAAUGGAAAAGGAACGGCAGCUCAAGGAAUCCAUGAAGCUGAUGGGCCUACCCGGUUGGAUCCAAUGGGCCGCGUGGUACGUCGUACUCCUCCUUCUGACUCUCAUCCCGAUAACAGCCAUCACUGUCAUGCUGCGCGUCUCUGUUUUCCCAUAUUCAAAUUGUUUCCUCGUUUGGGCUUUCCUAACCCUGUACUGCUCGGCGGUGAUCUGUUUCUGCUUUCUGGUUAGUGUCUUCUUCAACAAAGCUUCCAUGGCCGUUACGCUGGCAUCGUUGCUCUGGAUCGCUUCGUUCAUAGCCCUUCCCGAGAAUGCACCGUUAUGGGGAAAAAUUGUCCAUUCGCUGCUGACCAAUCCGGCGAUGGGCUUUGGAAUGGAUGACAUAAUCCGACUGGAAAUGGCCAGGGUCGGAUUGACGUGGAAGACAUUAUUCACGACGACCGAGCUUAACAAUUCGUACACGCUUUCUGUCUCGAUUGCGAUGCUGUUGUCUAACAUCGUGCUAUAUUUGAUUCUCACGAUCUACCUGGAGCAGAUCAUGCCCGGAAAGUUUGGUGUGGCCAAACCUUGGUAUUUUCCUUUAACGAGGGACUUUUGGGGUGCGGGUUAUUCGAAAGAGAACGAUGAAUUGCUUGAACCGAUGGAAAGAUCGAGUUACUUUGAGGAGGAGCCUCAGACCAGUGGAGCUGGAGUACAGAUCCGGAACCUGCGCAAAGUCUACGGAGCUGACAAGGUGGCGGUGGGUGGAUUGAAUUUGAACCUAUACGAAGGCCAGAUUACCGUAUUGCUGGGACAUAAUGGGGCGGGAAAAACAACUACCAUGUCCAUGCUGACUGGGAUGUUCUCGCCGAGUUCAGGAACGGCGUUGAUCAAUGGGUACGAUAUUCGAAGAAGUAUGGAUGAUGCACGAACAUCGAUGGGUUUCUGUCCACAGCAUAAUAUACUGUUUGACGAAUUGACAGUUCACGAACACUUGGAGUUUGCUGCACGGCUGAAGGGCGUUGCGCCAGAUCAAGCACGACCGGAAGUAGAUAGGUAUAUCAAUCGGUUGGGGUUGAUGGAAAAGGCUCGAACGGAGUCGUCUACGCUUUCGGGAGGUAUGAAGCGGAAACUAUCCGUUGGUAUGGCAAUGUGUGGUAGUCCAAAAGUGGUGCUCUUGGAUGAACCGAGUACCGGGGUUGAUCCUACCGCGAGGCAUGCCCUAUGGGAUUUCCUACUCGAGGAGAAGCAAAAUAAGACAAUCCUAUUGUCAACGCAUUACAUGAACGAGGCAGAUGUAUUGGGCGACCGGAUUGCUAUCUUGGCUGAUGGUAAACUGACGGCCAGCGGGUCGCCGUUCUUCUUGAAGAACGCAUUUGGAGUUGGCUACCGAUUGGUUUGUGUGAAGGGAAGGAAAUACUCUGAAACAUGUCUACUGGAGUUACUUCGGAAGCAUAUUCCAAGUGUGGCGAUCGAUAGCGAAAGCUCGUCUGAGGUGCAGCUUCUACUUGCAAAAAAGUACAUUCAAAGUUUUGAACCAAUGCUGAAGCAGUUGGAAAGCAAUAUGGAAUCGUGUGGAAUUAUGAGCUACGGUGUAUCUUUUACCACUUUGGAAGAGGUUUUCAUGAAAGCUGGUACUGACUCUCAUCUUCGACAAAGUGAUGACGGGAAUCUCCUGGCCGAGGAUGUGGUUCAGCUGGAAGCUAGAACAGCCACCGAACCGCACAGUCUACUCAUCGGAUCCAACGUUCUUCAGAGUGACGUGAUAAGCCAAAUCAAAGCACAGGUGCUAAAAAAGUUCCUCUGUACCAAGCGAUCAUGGAUGCAAUUCUGUUGGCAGACGUUUAUAGUACCGAUCGUGAUUAUGAUCCUCUUCGCCUUUCCCAUACAACUGAAGACGGACGACUCUCUUCCACCGUUGGAGCUAUCAUUAGAUACUUACAGAAGUUCACUUAGCGUUCUCGAAAGGUUCCACAACUUAUCGACUGUAGAAUUCGAAUACAAACGCUUGUUCCGUAAUGGUCAACAGUUGGAUAUUAUCGAUGGGGACAUUGAGUCAUACAUUUUGAACAAGUUCAACCAGUCCAUUUUGGAGUACAACUCUCGGAUGUUAGUGGGAGCUAGCUUCUCCAACGACUCCUACACUGGAUGGUUCAACGCCAAGGACUUCCACUCAGCCCCACUGGCGUUGAAUCUGAUCUUCAAUUCGAUUCUUCACACCGUAUGCCCAUCCUGCAGCAUCACACCCAUCAACCAUCCCCUUCCUCGGGCAGCAAAACACAACGGAGAUCCCUCGGUCAAUGGCGAUUAUCUUAAAUUCCUUAACAUUGUCUUGGCGAUCGUAUUAAUCAUGGCGUACGUUCCAUCCUCCUACGUGAACUUCUACAUCCGGGAGCGAACCACUCGGGUGAAAUUGCUCCAGGUCGUGAGUGGUCUCAAGACGGAACUCUAUUGGUUCGUCAACUUCAUGUGGGACCUCGUGGUCUUCAAGCUCAGCUGCCUGGUCAUCUUAGUAAUGCUGUUUGGGUACCAAGUCGACGGUUGGAGUAAUCCUCAACAACUUGCUACUCUACUGUUCAUCUUUUUCAUCUUCGCAUUCGCUACUCUAGCAAUGAUCUACCUGUUCUCUUUCUGGAUUAGUAAUCCCGCCUCCGGUGACUCCAGAGUUCUGCUCAUCCUCGGAAUUGGUGCGAUAGGUCUACUAAUCCUGCGGCUCUUAUUGGAUAACAUCGGAUUUAACAAAUUGGCCGAUCUCAUCGGCUACGGUUUUAUGUUCAUUCCAACCAUUUCUCUAUUUCUCACCUUGGAAAAGUUCAACGAUUACGUCAACUUCGAGGCAAAAUGCAAAACCAUAUGUGACGAGAAUCCCAGCUGUACCAUGGAUCAACUAUGCAAACAACAGCCACAAUGCUGCUCGGAUCUCUUCAACUUCUCUUCCAACGGAAUGCUUAAAGAACUUAGCUUCAUGAUCGCUACGGGAACCAUAUGCUUCUUGCUCGUCUGGAGUAUCGAGCAUAAACUGUUCUACCGCCUAUGGUCCAAGAUCAAUCCAACAAAAGACUUCCGCUACGCAGUCCCCCAACAGCACAUGGACUCGGAUGUCCUGCUGGAGAAGAGUCGAGUUUCGCAGAUGACUGACUCCGACAUCGGUACCCACAGUCUCGUAAUGCGCAACCUAACCAAGAAUUUUGGUCCCGUUUCCGCCGUCAAGUGGCUAUCUCUUGGAACGCAUCACUCCGAAUGUUUCGGGCUGCUUGGGGUUAACGGAGCCGGUAAGACUACAGCAUUCCGAAUGAUGACCGGUGACGAAACCAUUUCCUUCGGAGACGUCUGGAUCAACGGAGUUAGCGUCAAGUCGAACAUAUCGGGAGUCUACCAACACGUUGGGUACUGCCCUCAGUUCGACGGGCUACUGGACGAGCUAACCGGAAUGGAAACCCUACGGAUUUUCGCAAUGCUUCGUGGCAUCGCUGGAAGUGAAAUUGGUGCGGUUGUACAAUCGCUUGCCGAAGAAUUGGGACUUACGAAGUAUCUGAAUAAACCAGUCCGAGCAUACAGUGGAGGGACGAAACGGAAGCUCAGUACGGCACUGGCGUUGAUCGGUAGUCCUUCGGUGAUCUUUCUCGAUGAACCGACCAGUGGGAUGGAUCCUGGAGCGAAGCGGCAACUGUGGAAUAUGAUCAACCGAUUGCGGGACGCCGGAAGGACGAUCAUCCUGACUACGCACAGCAUGGACGAGUGCGAAGCGUUGUGCACCCGCUUGGCCAUUAUGGUCGGUGGGGAAUUUAAGUGCCUGGGAUCUACGCAACAUUUGAAGAACAAAUUUUCUGGCGGCUUUCUGUUGCACAUCAAGAUGGUGCAGGGCCCAGGAAAGGAUGAACUGUUGUUGCGAUCGGCGGCGGUGAAGGCGUUCGUUGCGGACCGCUUCCGGGAUGCGGUAUUGAAGGAGGAUUUGCAAAACUCGCUCAGCUACCAUAUUCCACGAAGCGAUCUCACCUGGUCCGCCAUGUUUGGUAUUAUGGAAGCAUCGAAGGAGCUGCUGGGCAUCGAAGAGUAUUCACUGGGGCAGACGACAUUGGAGCAAGUGUUCUUAGUCUUUGCGAACAGUAACAAUUUCUGAUAUGUGUAGGAUUUGUUAUUUUAAAAUUUUGAAACCACUUACCAGUAUAUGAAUAGUCAAAGACUUCGGGUUUACCUGGAAUUAAGCAUAAAUGUUUACAAUUAGUAUCAAUCAGACCAUUGCCAAAAGCAGUCUUGUGAUUAUUA